CUCCCACCUGGGUGGGCGCCGUCCCGCGCGGCUCUUUGUCGCGCCCAUCCUUCCGCCACCAGGCCAAGCCGGACACUAUUGGCUGGCCGGCAGCCUUCGUCACUUCCGUCGCGCAGAGUUCUGCCGGGACGGAGCGACAUCGUCCCGCCGGAACUUCCGGCGGGCUGGUGCUGAGGUGUUUUCUGUGGCCGGCGUUGAGAAGAAGGAACUAAAGCGGCGUCUGCGGUCCCGUGACGCAAUUUUCUGAAAGGAUUUCUAAUAGUCUUUGAAGAAACAGGUUCAAUUAGAAAUGGUGGUUUUUACAUGUAGCGCCUGUGGGGAAUCUGUGAAGAAAGGACAGGUUGAAAAGCAUGUGAGCAUGUGCCGGCAUUGUGAAUGCCUUUCCUGUAUGGAUUGUGGCAAAGAUUUCUGGGGAGAUGAUUAUAAAUCUCAUGUGAAGUGUGUAAGCGAAGACCAGAAGUAUGGUGGCAAGGCAUAUGAAGCCAAAACUCACAAAGGAGAUGUCAAACAGCAGGAAUGGAUUCAGAAGAUUCAUGAAGCAAUAGAAAAAACAAAUAUUAACCCCAAAGUUCGAGAUAUCUUACAGCAAAUGUAUGCCUUUGACAAUAUUCCAAGAAAAAAAGGAAAAUUUCAGAACUGGAUGAACAACAGUUUGAAAAUACACAACACUGUUUUACAAGAUCAGGUGUGGGAUAUCUUUUCAGAAGCUACCAAGAAGGAACCAAGUGAGAAACAAGGGAAACCCCAAGACAGAGCUCUGAACGAGUGUGAAAAAAGUGAAGUUACGCCAAAACUAUCCAAAGAGGAUGUAGCAAAAACAGAGGUGGCGGCAAAGAAAAAGAGCAAAAGGGAGCAAAAAGAAGAGAGAAAAAAUGUCAAAAAGGAGAAAAAAGAACUAAGGCUCCAAAGCCAACAAGCCAGCUUACAACCUUUAAAAGCCAAAAAGUCUAAGAAAGAAAAAUGUGAGAAUGAAGAUGAGAAAGUAUUCCAGAGCGAUUGUGUGAAGGGGACGAAGAAGAAGCGGCGAGCAGCUGACGUGUUGGAAUCGCAAGUGAAUGGCUACGGCCUUCAUUCGGAAGAGCCAGCAGGGACCAAGCCCAACGCCAAGAGACGCAAGUGCGGUCCCUCAGAAGAGGAAUCUUGUGUUGAAAUAAAAAGAAUGAAUUGUCCAGUAACUGAAGAAAAUGAGGAUGAACACCAAGGUAAAUUCAGUUGGAAAGGAACCAUAAAGGCUGUUCUGAGACAAGCACCUGACAAUGAAAUCUCACUUAAGAAACUAAGGAAGAAGGUUUUAGCCCAGUAUUAUGCAGUUGCAAGUGACCAUCAUAAAUCUGAAGAGGAAAUUCUGGCUUUAUUUAAUAAGAAAGUCAACAGUAAUCCUAAAUUUAAAGUUUUAAAGGAAAAGGUGAAACUUUUGAAAUAGCUGCUUUACUUUCAAAUGAUCAAAUUUUGCAGUGUGCCCAGUUUUACAAUCAUAUGUCAAAAGUGGCUUUCAUCAUACCUGUGUCAGCAAAAUCUCACUGUAUUUGACUAUGAAUUGUCUUUUACCUGCCACUUCUAAUGAGAGCUUUUCUACUUUUUUUUUAAAAAAACUAUAUUUUUGUAAAAGAAGAUAAACUCCAUUAAAAUUUUGCUUGAGGUA
Molecule: messenger RNA, 1642 nt
Organism: Eublepharis macularius
Lineage: Eukaryota; Metazoa; Chordata; Lepidosauria; Squamata; Eublepharidae
Gene: LYAR
Product: Ly1 antibody reactive
Exons: 10
Coding region: 290-1423 (377 amino acids)
Biological process (GO): negative regulation of transcription by RNA polymerase II; rRNA processing
Cellular component (GO): nucleolus
Molecular function (GO): DNA binding
Source: RefSeq, a predicted model, not a curated record